AUCGAUUGUUAACUUUUUCUUUUGUGGAACAAUUGACUUCCUGAGGAUUUUCCCGGAGAAUUGUUUUGUUUCAAGAUAAAAGAAUACAAAAAACAUUUAAAUUAUUAUAAAUUUUACAAUUAUACGAAGAAGAAGCAUUUACAACAAAGACUACAGAGAAAACACGAAAUACUUUGUCCUAGUUUGCAUUUGGCCAAGAGGCAAUAGCGAGUAAAGGAUGGAGGCCGUUCCAAGGCUUCAUAUGCUUUGGUUUCCAAGCAAAUCAAGUCCUGAAGGAACAUCUUUUGCCGGUUUGAAAAGGUAUAUUGCCGAAUUUUAUCAAGAAAAUCCCGAUAAUUACUCCAAAGAGUUGUAUGCCUUGGAAACAUUGCGAAAUCAAGCCUUGAAUACCCCCAAAGACAACUGUGCUAUAUUGAAACGCUACUUUUGCCAAUUGGAAUCCCUGCUCAAUCGCUUUCCCAAGUUGCGCGACAAAAAGGUCAUAUUUCAAUUCACUUGGAAGGAUUUGUACAACAAUAAAGUACACGAAUACAAUGACAUCGGCUAUGAACAGGCUGCAGUGCUCUUUAAUAUUGCCACAGCCCAUACCCAGGCUGGGGCAUCAGUUGAUCGCACCGAUGUUGAGGGCAUGAAAUUGGCCUGUACCCAUUUCCAAUGUGCCGCCUGGGCAUUCGGAGAGAUACGUGAACGUUACAUAAACAUGGAUGAGUUUGGUGAUUGUUUCACCACUGAACUGUUGGUGUUCAUGCAACAGGUAUCUCUGGCCCAAGCCCAGGAAUGUAUAUUGGAGAAGUCGCUGAUUGAUAAUCGCAAGCCGAAUAUUGUGGCCAAAGUCACGGCCCAGAUUGUGGUGUACUAUGGAGCCGCCCUGGCUGCCUUGCUGACGGGGGGAGAUGAUGGUCCUGUGGCCUCUGUGGUAGAUUCUACGGUCUACAAACAAUGGAAGAAAUAUGUUCGUUUUAAAAUUUCCUAUCUGAACUGCAUUUUGUAUCUGUACCAGGGCCAACAUGCAGAGGAACAAAGAAAAAUGGGAGAACGGCUAACUCUGUUCGAGGCCGCCUGGGAAAAACUUGAGGAAGCACGUAAAGAAUCCAAGGGCCUACCAGAUCAAAAAGAAAUCAACGAAUCAUUGAUAUUCACCGCCGAUGUUGUCGAGGGCAAACGCAAAAAUGCCAAAAACGAAAAUGAAUUUAUUUACCAUGAAACAGUACCCGAAUUGGCCACCAUAAGCGCAGUUCAGGGAGCCAAUUUGGUGAACGGCAUAAGUUUUUCGGUGACAGAUCCAGAGGUAGCCGGCGAAGAUAUAUUUGCCCGUCUGGUACCCAUGAAAGCCCACGAGGCCAGCUCUCUGUACAGCGAAGAGAAGGCCAAACUUUUGCGUAAAUAUGGAGCCAAAAUUGAAGAAAGGGACAGUGAGUUGGCCAGUUUUAUGAGCUCCCUGACUUUGGACAAUUUAAACAUCAACGAGGAAAAGGCCAAUAAAAUCCCCCAAGGCAUUGUGGAUCGCUGUGCUGCUCUGAAUGCCAACACCUUAGCCAUACCGCAGUUGGUGGCUUCCAUGUCACGUUUGGCCGAAAUAUGUACAGAUGUUGAGGCCAACCUCAAGGAGAUAUCACAAAUUCUGGCCCAAGAGGAUAAAGAAGAAAAGGAGUUUCAGCAACUCACCGGCGUUCAAAGAACCCCAAAUGCCCACAUAACCGAAUUGUCUCGGGAAUAUCAGAAAUACAAUGAAGCCCAUAACAGAGCAGGUGAAUCGAAUGAUACCCUGCGCAAAGCCAUGGAACUGCAUAUAAACAAUUUGAAAAUAUUGGCCAAACCUUUGCAAGAGAUACAGCAAUCAGUGCCGAAAUUGAGUUCGGAACUGAAUACAGCCGAGGUAUUUAAGGAUGUAAAACUGAUUGUCAAUAAAGUCAAUGAAAUGAAGGCCCAGCGAUCCCAGUUUCAUGCUGAUUUGCGUAUUGCCGUAAAUGAUGAUGAUAUAACAUCGAAAAUCAUUGCCCACGAUUCGGAGGAAGAGUUGCAGGGGCUGUUCGAACGGGAGUUAGCCAAACAUGAACGCCUCACACAGCUAAUUGAUCAAAAUCUACUGGCCCAGGAUAAUAUCUUAAAGGCUUUGACAGAGUCCUAUGCCAAGGCAGCACCGGUGUUAAAAACCUUGGCUGAUGUAAAACAUAAACGGGAGAGUUUCUUUGCCUCGCUGGCCGCAUCUUAUGAUGUGUAUGAGGAUCUGUUGGCCAAGUCCGCCAAGGGAUUGGAAUUCUAUAACAAAUUGUCGGCUAAUGUCCAAAAACUUUUGUCACGCUGUAAAUCCGCACGAGAUGUACAAUCUGAAGAGAGACAACAGCGCCUGAAUAGUGUGGCCAAUAAACCAUCAAACCCUUCCCCAUUGCCCACGGAUGCAACAUAUUCCUCUCCCACACCGCCCACAACGCAUACUCCCAAAUUACGUGACUACUUGAAAGCCAAAAAUGCUGCCAAGGAAAAGAACAUGGCAUUGGGUAACAGUCCAGCGGCCUAUAAUUCUAGUGCUGCCCAAUACAUACCACCUGUCAGGCCAAAUCCCUUGGGUUCUGAAAAUCCCACACAGGCUGUUUGUUCUGGAGGCACUUACUAUCCGAACACAGCAUCAGGAAAUACUGUACCACCGCCGACAGUGGGCCCCAAUGAACCACCACCACCGUACAGUUUGCAACAGCAGCAAUAUUUCGAUCCCAAUGGAGCUGGCUAUACAAAUCCCAUGUUUUACCAAUAUCAACAAAAUGUGGCUCCGCCGGCCUACAAGCCGCAGGCAUCUCCCAACUCUCAGUUUACAAAUUUGAAUGUGAAUAUGGCAAAUUUGUCAUUGCAGCAAAACAACAUGGCAAAUAGUCCCAAAAUGCCCUACACCUCAAGUCCCUAUAAUGGAGGGACGGGAAAUGCAAAUGUUUUCAUGAAUCAAAGUCAGGGAAAUAACACCAUUUCCUCAUCCACAAAUCUACAACAGAAUAACUACAAUGCCUUGCCUUCGGUGAAUAAUCCACAAAUGAUGGGUACCUAUGGUAACAUGAAUACCCCACAGGCUCUGCAACCACAGUAUAUGCCAACGGGAAGUUCAGUUUACAAUACAUCAGCUGCAACAAUGUCUCAACAAAUGCCUGUGGCCUAUACCCAGGCCUAUUCCUCUUCAUCGGCGGCCUCCAGUGCUGGCAAUUCAACCCAAAUGUAUAGUCAACCCGUUGUCACCACAGCUACCACAACUGCAACACCGCAGCAAUAUUUGUAUGGAACCACAGCAAAUUAUCAGCAAAACCCAACCUUACCCAACAACAACAACUUCAACCAAUCCCCUGCCCCAAACAACAUUAGCAACACAAAUGUACCUCCCAGUCAACCAUUGUAUGUGGCCACCAAUCCAAUUGUACCACCACCUUCAAUGCAAGCUCCAUAUAUUGUAAAUAAUCAACUUCAAGGAACUCAGCCUUUGCAACAAUUUCAGGCUGGUGGUCAGCCAGUAAAUCAAAAUAUGCCUGGGCAAAACAUUAAUCCCCCCAUAAACAAUGCCAUCCCUUCAAGUCAGCAACAUCAACAGCAAAUGAUGACACCAGCAUCAUCAGGUGUCUCGGGACAAACAAACAAUUUCUCCAACAUGCCUUUGGUGGCGAACAAUUUACCAAACCAAGGUGCACCUAAUGUGAUGGGAAUGCCAGCGUUAGCUAAUGGCCAAUUUUCAACAGGUUCCAAUUUAGCAGGUCAACCUGCCUAUAAUUUGACGGGCAAUGCUUCUACCGUACCCCCUCAAACUCCAGCCAGUGGAGUAACAAACCCAGCGAAUGCAGCUUCACCAGCAGUUAACACAACUCAAGCUAACACUACAACUACUGGCGGAGCCUUGAGGAAGACAUCUUCGUCCACAAUGCAUCCUGGCUAUAGUUAUAAUCCACAGAGUGGUACAUUUGAUUAUGGCAGUGGUUAUCAUCAGGCAGCCCCCAAUAAUCAACCCUUCUAUGGCCAAUAUACUACCGGGGCUCAACCCAUCAAUUCACAGGUGGGCACAACAGAUUCACAAAGUUCGGGGAAAAUCAAUUUAUCCACUGGAUUUGAUGCCCCCAUAAUUUCGCACACCAAGACCAGUGGCCCGGCCAUUAAACCAGACGUUGUAAAGCCGACAAAUGAAAGUUAUUAUAAUCCACCCUAUGGUUAUAAGAAGAACAGUGUUGAUGCCCCAACACCCAAUCCCCAGACACCAACAACAAAUACCCCCAUGCAACCGGCUACCAGUCAACCAGCAAUAAACUAUGCAAUGCCACAGCAAAAUUUCUAUCCUCAACAACAACAGUCGGCAACAUAUAUACAAAGUGGUAUGGGUACUACGGCUAAUACCCAAACCACCAAGAGUGUCAAUACCUAUGCCACAAGUAGCCAGCAUACACCGGCAACACCUAAACACCAAGGAGAACAGCAACAGUCACCUAUGCAGCAGCCACCAGUGCAGCAACCACCCUUGCAGCCAACAAAUGUCACACCUAAAACUUCUAAACCAGCACCCACACCACAGCCGGCCAAGGCAGCUCCGAAAACAUCCAACAUUGAUUUGUUGUCGGACAUAGAUUUCUCUGGAGCCAUGGCUGUACCACCACCAAUAUUACCGGAGCCUGUGUUGAAACCAGUGGUUGUCAAUAGUCCACCGGCCAGCCAGGUGGCAGCUGAAACGCCACCUAGCAAGCCAACAUUAGCUACAGAAGUGAUCACCCCAGAGGUUGUGGAAAAGUCUAAACAUGUUGCGGACUAUGUCAAUUCUCUAACAACCACUCCCAUGGAUUUAACAUCUCCCGUUGAUUCGCCAGCAGUGCGCAAAGCCAGUUUCGAUAAUCUUUCCAAUUGUUCCGAUCUAAGCUCCUUGGAUAAUUUCGAUUGGGAUUCCACCUCAAUGCGCAGCACAGACAAACACUUCAAUGUGGGUGACAAACAUUCCAUAAUUUCUUCGGCCAAUUCCACAUUCCAAAUGAAACCAAUUGAUCCCUUUACCGAUGAUAAAACUCUAAAAUAUUUCCACAAAGAAGUGGAACGUUUUGAAAAGAUUGUCGAUUCUUUAAAUGUCAAAAUGUUAAAUGGUCAUACAACAUUGUCAACGAAGUGGAAGGAACUGCAUGAUCUACUGGCCAAAGAUGCCAGCAGUCGUAGUACAACAAUAGCAAAAUUGUUCCCAGAAAAGAAUCGUUCUUUGGAUUGUCUGCCCUAUGAUCAUGCUCGUGUUAAAUUGGACAAGGAGACUGAUGAUUAUAUAAAUGCUGCCUACAUAAAGAACCUUGGCAGUGGUUGUCCCAAUUUGAUAAUUGCCCAGACUCCCCAGCAGAAUACCAUCAAUGAUUUUUGGUCUAUGGUGUGGUCACAAAAGGCCCGCACUGUGCUCUGUUUGCAUACACCAAAUGAGAUGUUGGAUCCAUUUUGGCCCCAAACCCUGGACAAAGAAUCCCAUUUUGACGAUUACACCGUGAAAUGUGUGAAAAUAAUACAAUUAUCCCAUUGUGUGGAAUAUCAAUUGAACUUGAGUAUGUUGGGCUCUGAUGUCAUCAUACAAUUGGCCAUACUACAAAUAAAGCAAUGGACUAAGAGCACACCCUCCAUGGUUGUGGGCAUUGCUCGUAAUGCCGCACAGGCCCAUCAACAGCGUUGUAUGGAUUUCAAUGACCCUCAAUCACCAUUGAUUAUGAAUUGCUUGACAGGUUCGGAGAGAUCCGAAUUGGUGGCUGUGGCCAUUUGUGCAAUUUUGGCCACCCAGAAUAAGCGACCAGUUCUCAUUAAUGUCGUUGAUGUUUGGCAUCGAAUUUGCCAGCAACGCCAACAGGCCUUGAGAGAUAUCGAAACAUUGGAGGAGUCUUUGCAAAUUGUUUUAAAUCAUGCCCAUGAUGUACUCAACAAACGUGGCAUCAUGACUUCAUAUCAAAUGAAGAUUGCACCACAGGUUACCGCCCAGGAAAAGCAGGCCACUAAAGAUCCCCUAAACGAUUUGGAUGCAUUGUGGAAAUUGAAAUCAUAAUUACACGAAAUGGAAAAAUUCCACAAAAGCAGCAGAGUACAGACUUGAGCAAAUAACUAAACUAUUUUAUAUGUGUAUUAAUGAACAAACUGACUUUAGAAUUUGAAAAAGAAAACCUCCCCCCUUCUAAAGGCCUUUGUGAGGAAAAUGUUACAGAGAAGAAAAAAACAAAACAACUAAUUGUUUAACAUUUUUUUUAUUAUCAUUGGAAACGUUUCAGAAACAUAAAAUAUAUUUAAACGAAAAAUGACUACAAGGCCAAUGUGAGGUCGGCCAAGUAAACUUUAAAGAAAGUCAAAUCACAAUGGUGAUAAAACUUUAAAAGGUUUAUUGGCAAAAGUAGUCUUCUUGCCCGACCUUAUGUAGGCCUUGAACGACUAUUAUCUAAAAAAUAUAUAUGUAUUAUUGGAAUUCAUAACAAAAAUGAAAACUAAAAAAGAAAUUGUUAAACUUCUAUGAAAAAUGAAAAGUAUUUAUAACCUUAGAAUUUCAUUAUUGAUCUUUAUUAUCAUUUAUAUAUCUCUUUUGAAAAACAAAAAAUACCCAUCCACGUUGAUAAAAAAAAUCUCUAUAUACUUGCAUAUACAUAGCUAUAUUAUAUUCUUUAUAUAUUUUCAAAUUAUAUUCAUAUAUAAAAUUAUAUUACCAAAUUGGACAUGGCACGUUUAGAAACAUAUAUAUUACACACACACCCCCAAAUACCAUUAUACAUACAUUCAAAUAAAUAAAACUUAUUGAAAAAUUGGAAAUUAA
Messenger RNA from Musca domestica (house fly), 6769 nucleotides. RefSeq names its product tyrosine-protein phosphatase non-receptor type 23 (gene mop). Gene Ontology annotation, molecular function: protein tyrosine phosphatase activity; protein binding. Gene Ontology annotation, biological process: protein dephosphorylation; endocytic recycling; protein transport to vacuole involved in ubiquitin-dependent protein catabolic process via the multivesicular body sorting pathway. The record is from RefSeq and is a predicted model, not a curated record. Bases 218 to 6016 code for a protein of 1932 amino acids. Lineage: Eukaryota; Metazoa; Arthropoda; Insecta; Diptera; Muscidae. The transcript has 11 exons. Gene Ontology annotation, cellular component: endosome.